Molecule: messenger RNA, 2338 nt
Organism: Puma concolor (puma)
Lineage: Eukaryota; Metazoa; Chordata; Mammalia; Carnivora; Felidae
Source: RefSeq, a predicted model, not a curated record
ACAGUACUGACCACAAUGCUGUCAGGCCGGUGGUGGCCAAGUACCUGGGGGAGCCUCGGGCUGGGAUCCCGAAACCCUUCUCAGGGAUCCCAGCUCUGCGCCCUCUAUGCCUUCACUUACACUGGGGCAGAUGGCCGACAAGUGUCCCUGGCUGAGGGGGACAGGUUCCUACUGCUUCGAAAGACCAACUCAGACUGGUGGUUGGCAAGGCGCCUGGGAGCACCCUCUACUUCCCGACCCAUCUUUGUCCCAGCUGCCUACAUGGCAGAGGAAUCUAUCUCUUCCCAGAGACCAACCACCAUCACCUCCAGCCAAUCCCUCUGGAUUCCUGGGCCAAAGUUGUUUCCUGGCUCCCUGGAGGAGCUGCACCUGUCUCAGGAACCCCCAGGCAGAGCCCAGGCCACCUCUAAGCAGCCUCCUCCUCUGCCCCCCAAAAUGUGUAGAAGUGUCAGUGUUACCAAUUUGAGGCCUACCCUUCUGAAGCCCUUUCAGGAAGGAGCAAGUGGAAGAUCCCUCUCUCAGGAAAACUUGCUGACAGAGGCCGAUGCUAACCCGGCAAGACCCCAGCCCCUCAUGUCAGAGCACCCUGUGUACUGCAACCUAGUGGACCUUCGCCGCUGUCCCAAGUCUCCUCCCCCAAGCCCUGCGUGCCCCCCGCUGCAGAGACUGGACGCCUGGGAGCAGCACUUGGACCCUAACUCUGGGCGCUGCUUCUACAUAAAUUCGCUGACUGGCUCCAAGUCCUGGAAGCCCCCGCGCCGCACUCGCGUGCGAGAGAUGAACCUUGGCUCCAUGGAGGGGACGCAGACCCGGAAUAGGGGCAACGGUGUCCUGCAACCUCAGACAAAGGGCUCAGAAUCUGAAACAGGGAACCCAGAACUGCUUGGCCCCCAGGGUUCACUCUCCCACUGCCAGCACACCUCCCAGCUCCACCCCUCAGACCAGCCAGCAGCCUUGCAGCCCACUCGACCUCUGCCGCAGGUCUUGGACGACCCGCAUGAGGUGGAAAAGUCGGGUCUGCUCAACGUGACCAAGAUCGCCCAGGGGGGGCGCAAGCUCAGGAAGAACUGGAGCUCAUCUUGGGUGGUGUUAGCGGGUAACAGCUUGGUGUUCUACCGGGAGCCGCCGCCCGCCGCGCCCUCCUCAAUCUGGGUUCGCUGCUGCAGUCAGAAUACACGAGACCGGAAGUUGGUGAAAGGCCUGGCACCGCGCAGGCCACAAGCGGGCGCGGCGGUCAUCGAACGCCUGGUGAGCUGGAUGGGAGGUGGCGGGACGGAGCCCGGGGCACAGGGAGUGGGGAAGAACAGUAGGACGGUAGGCUGGAUCGAGAACCCCCUGAGCUGGCGCCUGUCAGGGUUCGCUGGGACCUCGCGAGAGCUGGAGGAGCUGAGCGGCGGAGAGGAAGACGAAGAGGAGUCGGAGCCGGUGUCCAGGCCACUGCUGCGGAUCGGCGGCCGCGGGAGCUCUCGUCGGUGUCCUGAAGGAAACGAACAGAACCGCGUGCGGAACAAACUAAAGCGCCUUAUCGCAAAGAGACCGUCCUUGCAAAGCCUGCAGGAGCGUGGUCUGCUCCGAGACCAGGUGUUCGGCUGCCAGUUGGAAUCACUGUGCCAGCGGGAAGGGGACACCGUGCCCAGCUUUGUGCGGCUCUGCAUUGCUGCUGUGGAUAAGAGAGGUCUAGAUGUAGAUGGCAUUUACCGAGUGAGUGGGAACUUGGCGGUGGUCCAGAAACUUCGCUUCCUGGUGGACAGAGAGCGGGCGGUCACCUCCGAUGGGAGGUAUGUGUUCCCAGAACAGCCAGGACAAGAGGGCCGAUUAGAUUUGGACAGUGCCGAAUGGGAUGAUAUUCACGUGGUCACUGGAGCACUGAAGCUUUUUCUCAGGGAGCUACCCCAGCCUCUGGUGCCCCCACAGCUGCUGCCACAUUUUCGUGCUGCCCUUGCACUCUCUGAAUCAGAACAGCGCCUCUCUCAAAUACGAGAAUUAAUAGGCUCAAUGCCCACGCCGAACCGUGACACCCUGCGGUACCUCCUGGAGCAUUUAUGCAGGGUGAUAGCACACUCAGAUAAGAACCGCAUGACCCCGCACAACCUGGGAAUCGUGUUUGGGCCAACCCUGUUUCGCCCAGAGCAGGAGACAUCUGACCCAGCAGCCCAUGCUCUCUACCCUGGGCAGCUAGUCCAGCUCAUGCUCACUGAUUUCACCAGGCUUUUCCGUUGACUGGUGCAAGGAAGAAGAGAAAAGGUGUUCCUCCUGAUCUCUGUUGGGUGCCCUUUGGUGGGGGUGGGGAUAGUGGGUGUUCUGUUUUGAGGACAUCCCAUUAAACCCUGUGUCUCCC